Homalodisca vitripennis (glassy-winged sharpshooter) is the source of this 551-nucleotide messenger RNA. RefSeq names its product shematrin-like protein 1. The record is from RefSeq and is a predicted model, not a curated record. The transcript is spliced from 3 exons. NCBI's taxonomy places the organism in Eukaryota, Metazoa, Arthropoda, Insecta, Hemiptera, Cicadellidae. The coding region runs from base 98 to 361 and encodes 87 amino acids.
CACGGCAUACUCGACCUUCCCACGGGGUCUCCGCUUAUAUACUGUCCGGUCGCCGGCUCCUGGAGUCAGACAAACGAUCGCUCGUCCUGCAGAUAACAUGGCAUCCGUCGCUCCUCUUCUUGUGUGCCUGCUGGCUGUGGUGGUGGUGUGCUACGGUGCUGCCAAACCUGAUGCUCCUACAGAUCUGAAGGCAGAAAGUAGUUACGGUCUAGGCUAUGGACUCGGCUACGGUGGCUACGGACCAGGAGCGUACCCAGGAUGGUGGGGUGGAUAUGGCCACCCGUACAGGAAUGGCUGGGGAUUUCCAGGUUAUGGAUUAGGAGGUUAUGGAGGCUACUUUGGUGGCUACCCCUACUACUGAACAUACUCAAAACCUGUCUGGAAUUUGCUGCUGAUACCUGAAAUUACCAUACAUCCCGUCUUUGUCAAAUCUAAAGUGAUUUUUGUUUAAUUAAACCAAGUCACUAUCAGACAAUAAUGAUUUAUAGUUAUAUGUAAACAAUAGAUUUAUUUUAUUGUUUAUUUCAACUUAAUAAAAUAUGUAAAUAUCA